Molecule: messenger RNA, 924 nt
Organism: Neurospora crassa OR74A
Lineage: Eukaryota; Fungi; Ascomycota; Sordariomycetes; Sordariales; Sordariaceae
Exons: 2
Coding region: 336-854 (172 amino acids)
Source: RefSeq, a predicted model, not a curated record
GUCUGGUCUUUCAGUCGAGCUGUUUAGGAUUUGACAACGACCAGACCAUCAAACCGAUGUGUUUCGAGAUAGUUGCAGUCGCUAUCACAAUUUGGUAACGGCCUUUCAGCUAAAGCGCACCCUAGUGGACUGCCCAGGUUGGGUUUGUUUUUUUACGACCACUUCGCCAUGUGAGGUUAAGACUUAGGAGAAGAAACAGCAUAACUCUGGGAAUGUCAACCAUACCGCUAUCUGCUUUUCACCAUCGCACACUUUACCACGAGUCUCAUUCAAACUGUUCGUACAUUUACGGCAAGGAUCCACUCUUAUGAACGUCGAUCAAGAAGAUCACAAACAUGUCAUUCCUCUCCACCAAAGCGCAACUCGUACACAAGUCUCCCCUCCCACCGAAGAUUACCCGGGAGCAGGCGAUAGAACUCUUACAAGACCACGAGUUCCUUCUCUCGUGCGACCCUCAUCUCGCCAAAUGCGAACCUCUCACCCCCAGUGCGCCGCCAGCCGUUCCAAGCGCUGUGCAGCCGCGAAUGCUAGGCGAGACAAAGUCCUACAAGGUCACCGAUGUUAUACACACGCUGCCCGCCGGGUUGUGGGACAGCAACGUUGUCAGCACGUAUGAGUUUGCGAAGCUGGACACUGGCCUCUUUGUCCGAAUCAGAAGCCCUCUCUCAAUGGUCAUGGAGACCGUGUGGGAGAUCAAAGAGGGGCCAGAUGGGGGGUUGGCGAUUGUGGAAAAUGUAGAGAUCAGCUGUUCGAGGUUGUUGAUUGGAAUUGCCAAAGGUCAAUGUGAAAAUGCUUGGGAGGGAAUUCAUGGGAAGAUGGUGAAGAGAUUGGAGGGUUCAGGCGAGGCACCGUAGAUCCAGCUCUUGAAAUCGUGAAGAUAUUCCUAUCAAAAUGACAGGACGGGAGACCGUGAACUAAAUGAAG